Molecule: messenger RNA, 1839 nt
Organism: Colletotrichum karsti
Lineage: Eukaryota; Fungi; Ascomycota; Sordariomycetes; Glomerellales; Glomerellaceae
Exons: 3
Coding region: 1-1839 (612 amino acids)
Biological process (GO): signal transduction
Cellular component (GO): cytoplasm; nucleus; nucleotide-activated protein kinase complex
Molecular function (GO): protein kinase binding
Source: RefSeq, a predicted model, not a curated record
AUGGCAUGUCGCAUAUCGCAUAUUGCAGCAGACCUGGACUCUAGACCGCCCACGCCGCACCGCACCAUGGACAGCGCGCACGACAGGCACAAGCCAUCCGCCGCCGCCGCCAAACGAAACUUCAGAACCCCCGCCGUCCGAGGUCUUCCCUUAAGGGCUCACCCGGCCGAAGAGGUCUACGUUACUGGAACCUUCGACAACUGGACCAAGAGUGAGAAGCUGGACAAGGUCGGGAAUUUGUUCGAAAAGACCGUCACCCUCCCCGAGGCCUCGGAGAAGAUCUACUACAAGUUCGUCGUCGACAACAACUGGAUCACAGAUCACACCGCGCCUCAAGAACCCGACCACGAGGGAAACGUAAACAACUUCCUGACCCCCGACCAAAUCGUCAAGGAGGACUCUUCCGCCGCAGUCAUGAACACCGUCACCCCCGAGUCCACCACCGCCGCCCUGGCCAAGGACGUGCCCCUCGAGAAGAACGAGGACAAGCUCCCCAUGGCCACCCCCUCUGAUAUUCCCGGCGGCUUCCCCGCCACCCCCGCCAACGAGCUUGACAAGGUCCUUGGCGUCAACCCUCUGCCCGCUCAGGACGUCACCGCUGAGCCCAUCAAGGUUGAGGCUGGCGAGCCUCUGCCCGCCUCCGUCAAGGCUGGCGACAUCAACGAGCACGUCAAGCUGGACAAGGAGGGCUACGAGGAUGCGAGCGCCCUGCCUGGUCUGUCCAAGGAAGAGACUACCAUUCCCGCCGUCACCAACAACACCAUUCCCGAGUCUAGCUUGCCCGUCGCCAGCGUCGCCGAUGUCACUAUUAACAGCGCCGCCCCGACGUCCACCACUGCUGCUCUCGCUGCUGAGGUCCCUGUAGAGACCAAGAAGGCCGAGGUACCGGAGGUUGUCAAGGAGAGCCAAGAGAAGGCCCACGUCGAGCCUGAGGCUAGCGCCAACCCUGAGGCCGUCCAAGAGAAGGCCGUCGUUGAGGAUGAGCUCCUUGAGAAGGUGCCCACCGCUCCUUCUACCUCCGAGGGUACCUCCGGCUUCGGCACCCAGAAGUCCGAGAACGUCGGUACCAUUGCUGCUACCGCCGCCACUGCUGGUGGUAUCGCUGCCGCCGCCGCCAUCGCCGCCAAGGACACCGUUGUCGAGGCCGCCACUCCCGCCGUUAACCAAGCCUCUGUCGCUGCUACCGACGCUGCUGCCAACCUCCCUGAGCCUGUCAAGGAGAGCCUGCCCGUCCCCGUCCAGGAGGCCAUUGGCGCUCAGACCAAGGAGGAGACCCGCGAGGAGGUUGCUCCUGAGGUCCCUGCCGUUGUCAAGGAGGCCAUCACCGAGUCCGGCAAGAGCCCCGAGGCUGCUGCCAACACCGAGGCUGUCAUUGAGAAGAAGGAGGUCGAGGCUGAGCUCCUGAAGGAGGUCAAGACCGUCCCAGCUGUCGGCGAGCAGGCCGAGCCGUCCAAGACCGAGGCCGCCAAGGAGGAAGUCAAGGAGACUAAGGAGGAGGUCAAGGAGGGCGACAAGUCCAAGACCGAGGCCGUCAAGGAGGAGGCCAAGCUUGCCAAGGAGGAGGUCAAGGAUGCCGUCACCAAGGACGAGCCCAAGAAGGAGGUCAACGGUGCCAACGGCACCAACGGCACUCACACCGUCAACGGCACCAACGGUGCCACGGUUAAGGAGCCCGAGGCUCCUGCCACUCCCUCCAAGGCCGCCUCCACCGUUCCCGAGUCGACAGCACCAAGCACCACCAACAAGGCUGCCGACAGCCCUGCCGGUACCGAGAAGAAGAAGAAGAACCGUCUGAGCGCCUUCAUCGGCAAGAUCAAGAGCAAGGUGCACAGCAAAUAA